AUGGACUUGAAUGUUUCCUUACAUACAAAUGGUGCGGAUGAGCAAAAUAAAGAUUACAAAUCGAGGGAACCGGCGAAAAAUAGACCUUCAUCGUUUAACACUGCAUCAGAAAAUAUCGAAAGUGGUACAGAAAGAGCUUCAGCGUCUGAUGAGGAAUCGCCACUUUUCUUUGAAAAAUUAUUCGAUCAAAAUAGUUCGUUUGUUCAGUGUUAUUUGAAUAAACAUGUUAAUAGUUUGCCUUCGAAAUUGACGAUAAGCUCGAGGCGCCUGUCUCAGUGCCGUGAAGAGGACGAAGAACAAGAAAAGAGAGACUUAGUGCCUUCAAAUAUGUCAGACAGUGACAAAUCGUCCCCAGACCCGUCGAGUGGUUCUAAACUUGCUGUGAUAGAUACAAUAAGUGGGCCAACGCAUAAGUUUGUGAUAACGAAACCUAACAUCGAGGAAAGUCAAAAUGAGCCCCCGAAGGAGUUGUCGAAAGCCGCAAAGUUAUUUUCAAACAAAAAACAAUACUUUCAAGCUAACACAGUUCAUGCUAUUUCUUCGUGCGACCCCAAGAAACCCUCUGUUCGUACCAUUUUCAAGGCGCCACUGCAGAACCUGCAUUACGAUGCGAAGUUUUUCGAUUCCUCUUUGAUAGAAAUGAAGAGCAGCAGCAGUUCGACUAUCGAUCAAGGCGGAAGUGCUGAAGAUAUAUGGGUCAAAAGAAAAGACGCUGAUUUAAAUCGGG
Messenger RNA from Leptinotarsa decemlineata (Colorado potato beetle), 727 nucleotides. It is a transcript of the gene SNF4Agamma, whose product is annotated as SNF4/AMP-activated protein kinase gamma subunit. Gene Ontology annotation, biological process: regulation of catalytic activity; protein phosphorylation. The record is from RefSeq and is a predicted model, not a curated record. Gene Ontology annotation, molecular function: AMP binding; protein kinase regulator activity; protein kinase binding. Gene Ontology annotation, cellular component: cytoplasm; nucleus; nucleotide-activated protein kinase complex. NCBI's taxonomy places the organism in Eukaryota, Metazoa, Arthropoda, Insecta, Coleoptera, Chrysomelidae.